ACCCCACUUGACUAAAAGACUAAAGACUGAACCAAAUAUUAUUAUUAUUAUAAACCAUCAUAUCCUUCGAUCAACACAAAAAUACCUUUUGCCUUUUUGAUUGAUUUUUUUUCUUCCUCAAUCAUCAUGGAAACCCAUCUACAACAGGUGAAGAACAGUCCCAAAACUUUUCCUGAAAAGCAAAACCCUAACCAAGAAGCUUUACAAUCAUCACCUUCACCAAUAUCAUCCACUUGUUCUUCUCCUUCUCAUGACUUCUCUUUCACCAUCUCUCUCCAACCUAACGACUUAUCUUCUUCCUCAAAACUCAUAAGCUCUAGUCUCAGAAAUCCCACCAAAACGAAGUCGUCUUAUCAACAAACCGAUCCAUUCGCCGUUGACUUGUCUCCUGCAGAUGAAAUCUUCUUCCACGGCCAUCUUGUCCCUCUUCAUCUCCUCUCUCGCCUCCCUGUCUCUCCUCGAACUUCCACUAGUUCGUAUAAUGACGGAUUUGCCCUCCCCGUGAAAGAUGUAUUACCUGACCAGCCCACUCCUCUCCCCACCACAAACAACAACAACAACAGUACGGAGGCCAAUAACACCAACCCGAGCGAUAAAGCAGAGAGGCUCGACGGUGAGAAUCAAGUUAAAGCUAAAACAAUAAAGUCAUUUUCUCUCUUUGGUUUAUCGAAAUUGAGAAAAGGGUUUGAAGGCAACGAGCGAGAACAAGAGAAACAACAGCAGCCGCAGCUGCAGAAGAAGAAACUUAAGAGUUUAGACCUAAGUCAUGCAGUCAAGAAGUACAUAAAGAUGUUGUUUCAGAAGAGAGGAAACGGCACGCAGUUCAGGAACAGAAGACAGACUUCUUCGUAUUCCUUCUCUUCCUCUUUAAUAGGUUCAAAAGGAAACAGCAAAACAUUGAUUAAUGGAUCGAGAGAUCUUAUGAAAGCCCGGAGAGGUGACUUAUUCUCGGCUCCGGCGUCCAUGAGAACAUCUCCGACGAAUAGUGGCCACUUACGUGUCUCCACGGCGGGACUUUCGUCGAGCUCGGCCUCUACGUCAUCGUCAAGUGAUAGCACCAUGGAAGAGUUGCAGGCCGCUAUUCAGGCGGCCAUUGCUCAUUGCAAGAACUCAAGCGCCGUUGAUCGUGAUGAUAAGGUUAAGGAUUCUUGAUUUGGUUUUUACUUUUUGUCCUGAAUAUGAUGUUCGUUCUUGCCAGAAGAAAACAAAUUGUUAGUGUGUGACGUGGAAUUAAAAUUCACAGUAGAGUGGUCAUUGUAGUAUUUUUUCCGUGUAUAGUAAAAGGAGUUACUAUUCCUACA
Molecule: messenger RNA, 1301 nt
Organism: Brassica oleracea var. oleracea
Lineage: Eukaryota; Viridiplantae; Streptophyta; Magnoliopsida; Brassicales; Brassicaceae
Product: BRI1 kinase inhibitor 1
Exons: 1
Coding region: 127-1152 (341 amino acids)
Cellular component (GO): plasma membrane
Molecular function (GO): kinase inhibitor activity
Source: RefSeq, a predicted model, not a curated record